AUGGGCACGUGUGCCAGCAGCUUGAAUGCGGCGCAAGACGUCACUUCGAAGAAGUCGCGCGGGAGGCGAAGGCCGCAGCGGAAACGUGAGGAAAAAAAUAGACCGUCCGCCGUACUGGGCGAAAACGAUGAGGCCAAUGGAAAUGUGGGCAACGCACGUCUUUUCUUUUCGUGGAAAGCGGCGCCUCUGUUGUUUGACCCCGCGUCAGCCUCGUUUUUUAACGGGAAAUACGGCGAGGAGGCGGUGAAGGAAGCCGCGCGGUUGCGGGAGAGGGCACCAAUAUUUGAGGCGGCCAAUUUACCGCCACACUCUAUGUUUCUUCGAUUGCCUGGUGAGGUCCGCGGCCAGCGCAUCACGGUGCAUGAGAACUCUUACUGUGCCAUUCUACUUUUAGACCACUGCGAUAGUGUAUCCGUACAUGGGUGCGAGCGUUGUUUUAUCUUUAUUGGGCCCACAAGUGGCUCUGUCUUUCUGGAGCGUUGCCGUCACUGCGUCAUUGUAUGCUGCUGCGCCCAAUUGCGUUUGCGUGGGUGUCGGCAUCUGCAGUUCUCCCUCUCCGUUGCCACAAUGCCGGUAUUAGAGGAGAGCACUGGCAUUGGCGUCUGCUCGCUCUCUGGUUGGUUUGUUUAUCCGCUGAUGCCAGUUCACAUGCAACGCGCUGGGCUCUCCGCCUUUAACAAUUUCUACUUGACGGUGCAUGACUUUACGCCGAGACCGGUUUCUAAGCAGACGGGACCCGGCUGCAGUGCAUCGGGCAGCAACGGCAAUAUUUACUACAUUCACCAUGAGGUGUUUGAGGGGACCUGUUGGAUGCUGUGGAAGCGUUUGGGUGAACACGCCAAGAAGGAGGUGAUGGAAAAGGCUCUAGCUGACAGUGUCCCCGUUGCUCAUGAAGACGUGGAGCUGAUGCUCACGAAAAAAGACGAGGCGAGUACGGGAGUGCAGCGUGACGCCAUUCAACGACUACUGCACCAGCCGCCUAUUCUUUCAUGCCUGCCGGUUCUUCCUCACAAUACCGGGCAGCCACACAAGAAUAUUGGCCAAAAAAACUCUCUUUCGCAGCUUCCAGUGGACUCCAAUGGUCUUUUGGAGAUGUUUCAUCACACUGUCGUUGUCCCAUUUACAUUUGGAACUAACAGACCACUACCACAAGCAGUUCUCUUGGGAAAAUGGGAACCUCGACUAUUUGUUGUGACCACUGCCAAUGGAGGCGCCACGAUUGCAUUGCGCAUUGUGCGAGAGAUCGAGUUGUCCCGUCGUCGUGCUUUCAUUGACCGUAUGCAACGCGGUGUUGUUCAGGAGGUGGUGGACGAGUGGCCAAGAACAGAGGUCGAUGGCGAUGUUCUCUUGCUGAAUACUGUGGAACUGCGCUGCACAGAGAAGCUGGUGAAAGUGCAAUUGGAACCGGUUCUAAAAAAAGUAGCGAACUUCUCAUGCAAUAAUGCGUUGCUGUUACAGAAGGAGGCUGCAACCGCUGUCCAACGUAUGAUUCGAAACGCAUGUAUCUUCAUUCUUGCACUCUUGCGGCCUGCUUCGAAGAGAGACGGUGCAAUCCGGGGGGCACAAAGUAUUUUUAGCUUGGCAGGGGCGCUACCACCGCCACCAGAAUGCACCGGCAAAACGGGUGGCAGCAAUAGCAGCAGAAGUGAUCGUAGCCCGUCCCCCCGUCAGCCUCAGUCUUCAGAAAGUACGGAGGAUGCAACGGCAUGGAAGAAGUCAGUACUUUUAAAUGUACCGUUUCCCAUGGAACACUUAAGUGUACUGCAAAAUGACAUUUUUUUGCGUGCGCCGACGACUGAUUCCGGAUUUGGUUAUGCUUUCUGA
Molecule: messenger RNA, 1824 nt
Organism: Trypanosoma cruzi
Lineage: Eukaryota; Euglenozoa; Kinetoplastea; Trypanosomatida; Trypanosomatidae
Exons: 1
Coding region: 1-1824 (607 amino acids)
Biological process (GO): post-Golgi vesicle-mediated transport
Cellular component (GO): cilium; periciliary membrane compartment
Molecular function (GO): GTPase activator activity
Source: RefSeq, a predicted model, not a curated record